Molecule: messenger RNA, 1062 nt
Organism: Aspergillus fischeri NRRL 181
Lineage: Eukaryota; Fungi; Ascomycota; Eurotiomycetes; Eurotiales; Aspergillaceae
Product: phosphatase PAP2 family protein
Exons: 3
Coding region: 1-1062 (353 amino acids)
Biological process (GO): phospholipid metabolic process
Molecular function (GO): phosphatidate phosphatase activity
Source: RefSeq, a predicted model, not a curated record
AUGCGGCCUGCGCUAAGUCGCAUACCGUUGCGCUUAGUAUUUUCCUAUAUCCUGGACUGGAUCUUCAUAGUCAUCGUUGCGGUGAUAGGAUUUGGCUUUCACAAGGUCAAACCAAACCAUAGACCUUUCUCCCUAACCGACCCAAGCAUUUCUUUUCCGUAUACGGAGCAUGAAACAGUCUCAACCGCUGUCCUAGUGGUGGUGGCUCUGAUUGCUCCGGCUGUCAUUAUUGUGAUCACAGCCCUGCUUAUCCCCAUCUCCACAAAAGACCAGAAUGUGUCUCGAUCAUCACUCUGGAGAUACAAGUUAUGGGAAUGGAAUGCAGGGUGGAUGGGUUUGGCGGUCGCUUGUGCAUGGGCGUGGAUGGCGACCGAGGGUUUGAAGGACUUAUAUGGCAGGCCACGACCCGACAUGCUUGCGCGUUGUAACCCGGAUCUCUCGAAUAUAGCCACUUAUGCUGUCGGUGGCCUGGGAGAGAAGCUUGCGGGGGCCCCCACACUGGUGACUUGGAAGAUAUGCCAAAACAAGUCAAAAGUACUUGCAAAUGACGGAUUUGCAAGUUUCCCCAGCGGCCAUUCAUCUUUUUCUUUUGCCGGUUUGACAUACUUGACUUUAUGGCUGUGUUCAAAGCUCUCAAUCGCAUUUCCAUACCUCGGACACUCUUUGUUGAACCAAAAUCCGAUUGGCCCGAUACAUGGAUCAAUUCGAAAGCGUGGAGCAGCCCCGCCGGUCUAUAUGCUUGUAAUCGCCUUUGUGCCUAUUGCAGUUGCCAGCUUCAUUGGCGCGUCCCGCUGGUUCGACUAUCGUCAUCACGCUUUUGACAUUCUAUUUAGCAGUAUCAUGGGCGCUAUAUUUGCAUGGAUCGGGUUUCGAAUGUACCAUCUCCCUAUCACGCGAGGCGAAGGGUGGUCUUGGGCGGCAAGAAGUCGGAGACAUGCGUUCUUCAAGUGUCCCAGAUUCCCAAUUGAGGCAGAUGGACGCCCGCCAAUUGAUACGCACGACACUCGAAAGACAACACGGCAGGAUACUGAUGUCGAGAGGGCAGCUGAGAAUCUGGUGUAA